AUGACGCUGGUUCUUAACCUAAUCCCGCCAUCCCAAAUCCUACUUCACUCGUCGUCGUCUCGUUCACUGCCAACUACUAGUUCCCGUCAAAAUGAAACAACCCAAGAUUGGACUGCUCUGCUGUUCAAGCUCAAAUGCCGCGGCAGGUUCUCUUGCCUUUUCUCAGAUAAUCGCAAAGAGGAUCAAGCCAGGAAAGCAUUAGAAGGUGCACUUGGUGGGAAAAAAAGUGAAUUUGAGAAAUGGGACAAAGAAAUUAAGAGAAGAGAGGAGGUGGGUGGAGGCGGUAGUGCUGGUGGAGGGGGAUGGUUUGGGUGGCGUGGAUGGUUUGGAUGGUCGAAUGGUGACCAUUUCUGGCGAGAAGCACAACAAGCAAGUCUUGCUGUGUUGGGUAUUAUCCUGAUGUAUCUCAUAAUUGCAAAGGGAGAACUGAUGCUUGCUAUCAUCUUCAAUCCGUUACUGUAUGCCUUGCGAGGGACAAGAAAUGUGUUCGCUUUCAUAACUUCUAAAAUCUUAAGGAAGACAGGACCAGAUGGUCAGGUUGUUUUUGAUAAUAUCUCGAAGAAUGAAGCCUACAGUAGUGUCUCUGCUAAAGAAAGUGUUCUGAGAAAAUGGGGAAGUGGGUGA
Prunus armeniaca (apricot) is the source of this 624-nucleotide messenger RNA. NCBI's taxonomy places the organism in Eukaryota, Viridiplantae, Streptophyta, Magnoliopsida, Rosales, Rosaceae. The record is from the annotation of a GenBank genome assembly.